AUGACAACAGCCGAAGAACUUGUAUAUUUGGAAAGUAAAAUAGCCGAUUACUUCAAAGCAUCGCAAGUUGAUGAGGAGCUCAUGGAAAUUUCGCAAGAUCCAGAAAGACUUGAAACGUUUAAGUCGUUUUUUGAGCUUCCUGAGCAGAAAAUUCAACUCGCCGAGUUCGCAUCACUCGCUAUAAAGAAUAUAAUAACAGUAAUUUGUCCGAAAUGGAACAGUAAUGAAAAUCAUGGAAUAAUUUCAUGGAUGAUAUCAAAAAUCUCGACAUAUCCGGUUUCACAUUUCAUCAUAGGACAAUUCUCUCACGCAGUUGCUAUAAUUUUGACAACAGCUUUAGCUUCUUACAAUGAUAAGAUUUCUCAAAUAGUUGAAGAGAUAUCUACGCUAUUAGAUCAAUCACCUAUUCAAAUAUAUUCAGCUCUUUUGAUCUUUUCUAACAUUUAUACCGAAAUUGAUUUAAAUAAUCCUCGCUGCCGUUCACACUUCGUUCUUAACUUCAGUAAUAAGUUCUUUAUGAUUGCAUUAGAACAAUCACUUCGUUACGAAGCGUAUAAAGAGAUUGAUACUGAAAAUGCAGCAUUAAUACUCGAUGCAGCGAUAAAAGUAUGCAGAUAUACGUUGAGAACACCACAAACAAAAACAGUGUCAUCAGCAAGACAAGUAAAAGUCGAAACAAUCGCUCUUCCUCAAAUAAUGUCAGAAAUCGUUUCAAAUCCAGAGAAUCUUUCAAAGUUAUUCAGCAUCUGCAAUGUUUUAUUGGCAGAAGGAACCAAACCAAACAUGAUUGCAUCAGCAUUCUCAACAAUUGAAGCUUAUGUCUCAGUUGCCGAAAAUAAUUUCAGACAACAACUACAAACUAUCGUUGGAACAUUACUAGAUAUGAUUGGUGUCUAUAUUACAGAAGAUUGGGGUAGUAAUAUCGACUUAGUUGAGUGUAUUUCGAAAAUUCUGUUUGCUGCUUCGAGUAAAUUCACUCCACAAGUCUCAAUGGAGCUAGGAAACUUUGCUGAGUUCAUAACAAAGUUUUCUGAAGCAACUGUUUCAAUGUUGUCCACAAUUAAAUUUAAUUAUUACGAAUUUCCAAAAAUAGAAAGCAGUCUUUCGUUUUGCGCUAAGCUUUUCAACACAAUAGCAACAACAUGCAGAAAUGCAGAGUUUAAACAGAACGUUGCCGCUCAAAUUGCUCCAAUUUGUCAUCAAUAUCUUGAAUUUCUUUGUUCAUCGGAGAUUCAACAAUAUCCUGUAAGUAUAAUUGCGAAUAUCACACAGCCAGUUCAAAUGAUGAUUCGUAGCGACCCUGCAGGCAUUUGUUCCCAUAUUAGAAACCUUAUGCAGCAUUUGGAAGAGAUUAUCAACAGUAGAGGUACAAUAACAGACAGAUCUAUUGUAGAAAAUGCACAGAAGAAGCUCGGAAUUAUGAUAUCUGUUGUCGCAAGGACGAUGAUAAAUCAAUAUCCAGUUCCUAAUGAUCUUUCAGAAGCCAACUACCACGUAUACUUAUUUAGUCAUACAAUGCGAUUAAUUAAUGACUCAAUCAACUGGCUAAACGAAGGAGAAAGAUUUGUUGAAUUUGAACAAAGCGUUGUCAACUUUAUAACAAUAAUACUGGGAACUAUAGUCAUAUCGGAUAAAGGCCGCGACCACACUUUGUUCUACCAGGCUUGCAAUGACCUACAAUCUCCUGUGUCUUCCAAAAAUGUUGCCGCCGACUUAUUGUCCGAACGAUUAUUUUGUACAUUAUCUUGCUUUGGUGGCGAUGACAGCCACGACAGCCUCAUCAAUGACGCGGUAUUCGCCAUGAAUAUACUCGCUCAUUCCCACGAAGGGCUUGUAAAAUUCGUAAAUAACGCAAAUGAGAAUAAUUUCAUCUUCCAACAGAGAAUGAAACGCCAGAGGUAUAUAUUCUAUCAACAAUUAUUAGCUAUUUUGAUAGAAACAAGGAAAUUCGAUGGAAUUUCGGAGUUAUUGAAUAUUAUUUUAAGCAGAGUUCCUCAAAAUCAACGAAUAUCAGACACAGAAGCUAGAGGAUUGGCUAUUGAUAUCAGAGGCUUGUUUAAUGCAGCAAAAACAGCAGAAUUUUAUGAUAUUUUAUUUGAUUGGUUCUAUAAUAACUUUUUGAACUUUUUUGUAGCCCUUGCUAAUAGUUAUAUCAAUGAUCCAUCAGUUAUCAUGCAAAUUCUUAAGAUGUUCUCAAUAAUUGUCCAACAACCGAAUUUAUCCACAAAAAGGAUCUGUUUCCCACCAUUUUCACCAAAAGGAAACAUUCUUUUCGAGAAAUGCGUAGAAAUUAUCAACCCAGUCCUAAUUUUAUCGAAUGAUUUGAUGAAUUCCGAGCGAGAAAGCACCGAAAAGAAAGAUACAGACACAGCAAUCAAACUCGUAUCAUACUGUGCACGAGUCUUCUACAGAAUGAUCGAAGGUGGCUACGUCUGCAUUGAUGCUUUCAAAGUUUACGGUCUGACCACUUUUACCGAUACAUUGUCACUUUUCUUCGGAAUUUUCAGUGAUGAAGAUUUUAUGAUGUAUUUCCUUCAUUUCACUAAGUAUCUUAAUGACAUUUCUCAGCUAUUUAACCAAAUAUGCCAGAAGCAAAUGCCUGUUCUCGCGGAUUGCCCAGAUUGGAUCGUAAUUGUCGUGAAUUUCGCGAUUAACAUGUUAAUGGACGAAGUUGCCACAGAAAACAGAGAUAAGUGCUACGACAUCCUCAAAUCAGUCGCCAGAUACAUCGUUGACGAGUUCUACAUCGGAAAUGAACCAUCUGAUAAUUUGAAAACAAUUUCGCAAAGAUCUACAAUGGCUUUGUGGAAUUUGCUCUUCUCCGGGCCAGGAAAACUCAAAGCGGACCAGAGACUUUACGUAGCUGACCCUCUGAAGCUGUUCCUUGUUCUGUUCCCUGAAUUAGUUGAUGAAGCGUUGAAUUCCAUUUUGAACCAGCUCCCUGAAGACAGGAAACAGAGUUUCAUGAUCGUAAUUGAGAAUUUCAAGGCUGAUCUGGAGAAGGAUCUCGAUGACGAAAAAGGAAACUUCUCUGGAAAAAUUCAGAAAAUUACUGAUUUCGUGCAAACUGUAGGAUUGAAGAUUGUUGUCUUCAAAUUAGAUGAGUAA
Messenger RNA from Trichomonas vaginalis G3, 3108 nucleotides. RefSeq names its product nuclear export signal receptor protein. The coding region runs from base 1 to 3108 and encodes 1035 amino acids. Gene Ontology annotation, biological process: protein export from nucleus. NCBI's taxonomy places the organism in Eukaryota, Parabasalia, Trichomonadida, Trichomonadidae. The transcript has a single exon. Gene Ontology annotation, molecular function: nuclear export signal receptor activity. The record is from RefSeq and is a predicted model, not a curated record. Gene Ontology annotation, cellular component: cytoplasm; nuclear pore.